Molecule: messenger RNA, 408 nt
Organism: Spizellomyces punctatus DAOM BR117
Lineage: Eukaryota; Fungi; Chytridiomycota; Chytridiomycetes; Spizellomycetales; Spizellomycetaceae
Exons: 1
Coding region: 1-408 (135 amino acids)
Source: RefSeq, a predicted model, not a curated record
AUGACUUCUUCCGACUAUUAUGCGUUCCGAUACGAAAUCAUUACCUUACAUGCUGGCGUUGAUGUCCGAGCGGUCGUCGAAGUCCGAAAACCUGGCUGCCGGCUCCCGUUUACUGACGUAAUCACGAAUUACCAUACCCGUGGCUUGAAACCUGUGUUUACGGAUCUGUUUAUUUCCGCUGAUUGGGGGACAUGUUUGGCUGAUUACAAGUUUUUGCGCCAAUUGUGGGACGACCUAGAAAUGGACGGAACGUUUGAUGUUGACAUGUUACUCAGCGACGCCACGCGGCGGUGCCUACCCCAAACCGAGGCGCUGAUUCCAGACGCCGAGCCUCGUGUAUAUAGACGUUCUUUGGAAGAAGUGCGUGAUCGGAUUAUGGCGCUUGUCCCUGUCACUCUCACCGAAUAA